AUGCUGGAGCUCAACAUGUCGGUGUCGGUAAGUAGCAUCUCCACAUAACCAUUGUUUCUCACUACAACAACGUCCAUUACAGGAAACUGAUUUAGCCUCCUGUAUGAAGUCUGUUGUAUACGUCUUAUGUCAACUGUCAUUUAGAUAUUCUAAAAUGUAUUGAGUUGUGUAUUUAUUUAAUUCACAGUGAAAGUACUUUUUCUCAGAAAGUUCCCUAUGAAAUAAGCAGAGAAAUAGGUGUUACUGUAAGCAGAUCUGAAUGGUACUGUGCUGUUAAAACUGAUAGUCAGCUUAGUUAUGCUACUGUAAACUAAAAAAAUAAAAGUGCUCCAGCAUGAAUGUGUCUAGCCUGGUCCCAGACGUGUUUGUAUUGCCUUGUGUGGCUCUGUUAUUUUGUGCUCCAGGAUCCUGUUGUGUACGGCAGCUUGUCUUGCCUGAGGAACUCCACCAGCGAUUUGUCCAACACCUACACUACUGCUCUGCUGGCCUACACCUUUACGCUGGCAGGGGACAUGGAGACCCGGGCCCAGCUUCUGCAGCACCUGGACACGAUCGCAUUACAAGAGGGUGAGCCAUAUCCUGGUCCAAGAUCUGUUUGUGGUGUCUUGCCUUGAUUGAGCUUACCUGGGCAAUGGAGCUAAUGGAGUAAUCCCAAACAUGCAAACCCUCCGCCCGUCUGGCAAAAGUAUUUUAAAGAACAAAAAUCCUAUUUGAACUCAGGUGUCAUAAAAUUAUAUUUUUGUCAUAAAAUUAAUUGGGUAGGUCAGAGAAGAACGUUGUAGUCUGUAUAAUGAUGAAUAAGAUAGCCCUAUUCUCUGGUGUGUGUGUGUUCCUCAUCCUCAGGGGGUCUCCUGCACUGGACUCAGACCUCCUCAGAGACCUCAGCCUCCCUGGCAGUGGAGAUCAGCUCCUAUGUUCUGCUGGCUUCCCUCAGUGCCUCUCCUCUGUCUUCCUCUGACCUGGGCUAUGCCUCCCGCAUCAUCAGGUGGCUGGUGAGACAGCAGAACGCCUAUGGAGGCUUCUCCUCCACACAGGUAUACUUCCAAAACACCUCUGUUCCAAAAUGGCACCCUGUGCUGUGCACUAGUAGUGAGGCAUUAUUACCUUGACUUUUACCAGACCACAGGCAUGUAUGUGCUUAUUUUCAUGGCAAGCCUGGUGAGGCUAACUUCCACUGAAAUGGAGUCAAGAAAUCAUAAUGGAUGGAAAUGGGAAAUAGUCACUCUAGGAACUGACCAAUGUAAAAAUCGAUCCUUUAUGUAAAAUUUUGUAUUUUCUUCAUUUUGAACAGAUUGUUCUGUGGUCUGUUUGUGUGUGUGUUUAGGACACAGUCGUGGCCCUCCAGGCCCAAACUCUCUACUCCACCAGGGUGUACAGUAGAGAUGGUGCCAGCACAGUGACAGUACAGUCUCCCAGUGGGGUACAGCACCUCUUCAAAACAACAAGCUUCUCUACCAGGAGAGGUCGAUGUAGGACACCGAAUGGAAGUACAGCGUGGAAGUGAAGGGCAGUGCUUGUGCCUCAGUGCAGGUCAGUGAAAACACAUCUCUCCUCCCAAUCCUAUGGUGUAAAUACAGUUUUAUAUAUUACUGUUCAAACAUUUAAGAAGCUUUGUCUGGCUUGAUAUUUAGUUUAUGAAAUGUGUAUUUUGGCCUAUCUUUUAAAAUGUACAGUGGCUUGCAGAAGUACUGUCACGGAAUCAGCCGAGGCUGCCCCUCCUUGCUCCGGCAGGCUUCGGCGUUCGUCAUCCCCGGAGUACUAACUGCCACCGAUCUAUGUUUCGGUGUUUGUCUAGUUUGUCCUGAUUGUUUGCACCUGUUUCCCAUUAUGUUAUAUUGUAUUCCCUUUAUAAACCCCUGUCUCUCAUUGGUUAUUGUGUGUGAUUGUUUUCCGUUAGGUCGGCAGUGCUGGUUGUAUGCGUUAUUUGUUCCUCCCUGUUUGGAGGUUUUGUUUUGUACUUUCUUUACUGUGUUAAGUAAAGUACGUUCUGCCAGUAGUUCGGUGUGACUUCGUUUCCCGCAUACACGUUCUGCUUGACUUCGUUUCCCGCAUACACAUCACCUUGACAGAAUCACACACCACUCAUGGAGUCAGCAGGAGCGGCGGUGCCAGCUGGAUCAAUGGAGGAACGCGUCGAACACCAAGCGGCCAUGAUCCAGGCUCUCGGCACCGCCAUGGAACAGGUGGUGAGCACUAUUGGGCGAUGGGAAAGAGAGGGUCUGCCUACGCCUUCUCCAACGAUACCACCACCAUCGGUGAUGCCCAUCGCUUCACCUCCGGGGUCCAGUGGGAUUCGGCUCUCGCGCCCGAGGGCUUAUGAUGGCACAGCGGCCGGGUGUCAGGGUUUCCUGCUCCACGUUGAACUACUACUUUGUAGAGACACCUUUUACAGCACUUACAGAUGCAAGUAAAGCGUCUGCUAAAUGGCUUUAUUAUUAUUAUUAUUAUUAAGUCUCUUGUGGUAUGUCUCUAUAAGCUUGGCACAUCUAGCCACUGGGAUUCUUGCCCAUUCUUCAAGGCAAAACUGCUCCAGCUCCUUCAAGUUGGAUGGGUUCCGCUGGUCUACAGCAAUCUUUAAGUCAUACCACAGAUUCUCAAUUGGAUUGAGGUCUGGGCUUUGACUAAGCCAUUCCAAGACAUUUAAACCACUCGAGUGUUGCUUUAGCAGUAUGCUUAGGGUCAUUGUCCUGCUGGAAGGUGAACCUCCGUCCCAGUCUCAAAUCUCUGACUGAAUAGGUUUCCCUCAAGAAUUUCCCUGUAUUUAGCGCCAUCCAUCAUUCCUUCAAUUCAGUUUCCCAGUCCCUGACGAUGGAAAAACAUCCCCACAGCAUAAUGAUACCACCACGCUUCACUGUGGCGAUGGUGUUCUCGGGGUGAUGAGAAGUGUUGGGUUUGCGCCAGACAUAGUGUUUUCCUUGAUGGCCAAAAAGCUCAAUUUUAGUCUCAUCUGACCAGAGUACGUACAUGCCUUUUGGCGAACACCAAACGUGUUUGCUUAUUUUUUUCUUUAAGCAAUGUAUUUUUUUCUGGCCACUCUUCCGUAAAGCCCAGCUCUGUGGAGUGUACUGCUUAAAGUGGUCCUAUGGACAGAUACUCCAAUCUCCGCUGUGGAGCUUUGAAGCUCCUUCAGGGUUAUCAUUGGUCUCUUUGUUGCCUCUCUGAUUAAUGCCCUCCUUGCUUGGUCUGUGAGUUUUGGUGGGCGGCCCUCUCUUGGCAGGUUUGCUGUGGUGCCAUAUUCUUUAAAUGUUUUAAUAAUGGAUUUAAUGGUGCUCCGUGGGAUGUUAAAAGUUUCUAAUAUUUUUUUAUGACCCAACCCUGAUCUGUACUUCUCCACAACUUUGUCCCUGACCUGUUUGAAGAGCUCCUUGGUCUUCAUGGUGCCGCUUGCUUGGUGGUGCCCCUUGCUUAGUGGUGUUGCAGACUCUGGGGCCUUUCAGAACAGGUGUGUGUGUAUAUAUACUGAGAUCAUGUGACAGAUCAUGUGACACUUAGAUUGCACACAGGUGGACUUUAUAUAACUAAUUAUGUGACUUCUGAAGGUAAUUGGUUGCACCAGAUCUUAUUUAGGGGCUUCAUAGCAAAGGGGUUGAAUACAUAUGCAUGCACCACUUUUCCGUUAUUUAUUUAUUUGAAUUUUUUGGAACAAGUUAUUUUUUUCAAUUCACUUCACCCAUAUGGACUAUAUUGUGUAUGUCCAUUACAUGAAAUCCAAAUAAAAAUCAAUUUAAAUUACAGGUUGUAAUGCAACAAAAUAGGAAAAACGCCAAGGGGGAUGAAUACUUUUGCAAGGCACUGUAUAUUUUUAGACAACAUUGUUUCCCUGACUUCUUCUUCCCUCUUUCCCAGGAGGCGCUCCACUACAACAUUCCUACUCCUACUGACAGCACAAUGCUCAGUAUCCAGGUGAAGACAGAGGUUGACUGCAACAGCAACUCUUUGAGAGCCAGAGUCACGCAGAAAUUCCAGUCUCAGUAAGAAUGAAUGACACAUUUGCAUUCACAGAAGCAUUCUUUCAAUCAGUUUAUUGAUGACACUCAAAUUUACUCAAAUCACUUGGUUUCAUUAUACACAUAAAUCAAACUUUGAUAUCACAGGCAUCUCUUUGCUUUCACAGAUAUCAUGGAAAGGAGCUGACCACCAAUAUGAUUAUA
Coregonus sp. 'balchen' is the source of this 4151-nucleotide messenger RNA. The record is from the annotation of a GenBank genome assembly. Lineage: Eukaryota; Metazoa; Chordata; Actinopteri; Salmoniformes; Salmonidae.